GUUAUAAAUUAAAAUUAUAUAUAAUCUAUUCUGUGGUAUGUAAACAAAAAGUAAAUAGACAUAUUAUAUUGUAUAGUUUAUGCAAAAUAUAUGCUUAUUCCGUGAUCAUGGCCUACAAUACUUGACAAUAGUCACGUAUUUGAUAUUUAAUAUAAUAAAACUUUAAUUUGUCGACGAUCGGAAUUCAGUUACCUAUUCAAUAAUUAUAAUUAUCUUGUGGUGAGGAGAGAAGUCGAAAACAAAAACCAAUUCUUUUAGAAUCAAUUAAUUUCUAAAAUCAUAAUUUUUGUUUGAUAAUAAUAUUAAAUUGUUUAAUGCUAUAGAUUAAAAACUAUACACAAUGCCUUUGCCUCCAGCUCUGGUUAAAAAGUUGGCCACCCGUGGAAUACUCACCGAAAACGAAGCAAAGAAUAAUACAAAAGAAGUUGAAGAAGAAGUAAUUGCGGAAUGUUAUGAUGAUAUUGAUGAUACAAAUGAUAACUCUGGUUCAGAUUCACAAGAUAGUGAUGAAGAAAAUGAUAAACCAGAUCCUAAAAUAUUGGAUAAAUUUAAAGGUCAUCAUGGUUGUCCAAACAAGUCAAAUGUAUAUCAUGAGUGCACCAAAUUUUGUGAACAGCGGUGGAGAAAUGGUAUUAAACGACCAAGGAAUGGAUAUUUAAAGUCUAGAAAUGCUAUGUUAGAAAAGUUUCCUUUACCUAAAAAUUGGCAUGAAGUGUAUGAUCCUGGAACUGGCAGAUUUUAUUACUGGGAUGUAGUAAAUGAUUCAGUUUGCUGGUUACCACCUAGCCACCCUCGUUCAAUUGUUACUGAUUCUGUUGCACAAUUUCGAUUCGAACGCCAUGCUAUAAUGCAAAAUAUGGAUAAAAAGACUUCAGAUUCUGAGAGUAGUAGUGAUGAUAGUGAGGAUGAACGGCUAAAAAUUCAAAGGAAAAAAAAUCCUAUGCCACCACCUGUUCAAGAAAUCCGUGCCAAAGAAGUGAGAUAUGAUCGUGAACCAAAACGUAAAGAUCCUCCAAGAAGAUUAACAAAAGCCAAUGAUCUUGACCCAAUGGAUCCAGCUGCUUAUUCAGAUAUUUCCAGGGGUUCUUGGAGUGAUGGUCUAACUGUUGAAGCUAAGUCAGGGGUGGACACUACAGCCUCAGGACCACUAUUUCAAAUGCGACCAUACCCCAGUCCAGGCGCAGUUUUGCGAGCUACGUCGGGUCAAACUAAGCGUAAAUAAAAUAAGAAAAACUGUAUAUUGUCUUUAAUUUUUAUAUUUUACUUUACAUUUUCAAAUUCAAAUUAUAAAAUAAGACAAAUAAAUGCUAUAAUUAAUA
Messenger RNA from Myzus persicae (green peach aphid), 1319 nucleotides. RefSeq names its product polyglutamine-binding protein 1 (gene PQBP1). Gene Ontology annotation, molecular function: protein binding. Lineage: Eukaryota; Metazoa; Arthropoda; Insecta; Hemiptera; Aphididae. Bases 341 to 1222 code for a protein of 293 amino acids. The transcript has 6 exons. The record is from RefSeq and is a predicted model, not a curated record.